AUGACCCAUCUUACACGGAAGAAUCUCAACUUCGGGUGUCCAUAUAAUGAUCAAGCCAGCUUAAGCUUAGAGCAUUGUGCAAUUAUUCUUGAAGCCCUUCAAAACCUGCAAUCAAAUACUAUUGUCAUCUCUGGCAUCACACCUGCAGAGUAUGCAGCAGUAUUAGUGUUUACAUCUGAAGAGAGAGAUUUUGAAGUUCAGGCAAAAUUCGCCUAUUUUAAGGACACACAAGAACUUCAAAUCAUGCCUCCCCUCCCUGUCCAUGAACAACCAGCUGCCCACCUUUCCAAGGCCAUCAACAAAUUCAUGGAUGCUCUUCCAUACAACAAACUCUUAGUACAUGUGACCAUACACCUCAACCACCACAUCCAAAACAAGGUCACAACAAAUAUUCCAGAUUUACACCUCAUUGUCAUGAUACAACUGCCAGAGGAUGACAGUUCAGAUGACAUGGAGAUUUCGAAGCCUGUCUCUAAAUGGAUUGAAGAAUGUGGACUUUUGUCAGACUAUGACUUCAUGGUGCAGAAGUUGAGAAUCAUGUGUGAUGGCCAUCACAACAUUGAUCUUGCUCUGAUCAUGUCCUUCAAAGAGCAGGUUAGAUGGCAACAGCCCAAGGAGACGAGUAUUGCCGCUCAAACCCUUUCUUGCUCCCUGCAGACUCUUUACCCAACAGUAGAGAUGUCUGAUGUCAAACACAUGCUGAGGGAUGGUGCCAACAUGUUGAAGGAUUACAUCAUUUCACUGAUGGAAGGGAUGAGUUUAGAGAAGUCUGCAAUCCAGCUUGUGCAUAAAUACAAUCCCUCUUUCGAGCCCAUUUGGGGGGCUGCUGUCAAUCAAAUAUCUUCCGCCAUAUAUCUUACAGCAUACUGCUGUUACUUGGAUUGGUGCAUCUCACAGACUGCCCAAUCCUUGAGCACUGGUGAUCAGAAUACCACCACCUCCAUCUCAUCUGAUCCUACUACAUUGGCCUCCUUGUCUGAUCCUACAGGCGCUUCGGUCGUGCAUCGGCGCAUGCAUCCUCGGUUCUGUUGUUUGUCCUCCGUCCAUCCAUUCCAUGUCCAUUUGCUCGCUUUAGCGCUUGACAGCACUUAA
Molecule: messenger RNA, 1092 nt
Organism: Suillus discolor
Lineage: Eukaryota; Fungi; Basidiomycota; Agaricomycetes; Boletales; Suillaceae
Exons: 7
Coding region: 1-1092 (363 amino acids)
Source: RefSeq, a predicted model, not a curated record